AUGAAAAAUAACACUGGACAACUUACGGUGAAAGAUUUCCAACUAGUAUUAGUUGAGGUGACUCUCACUCUCUUUUUCAGCUUCUUAGCCAAGUGCAAACUCGAAGAGCUGCUGGGAAAAUUAUUUAAACGAGUGAAAAGAAGGAAAUUGAUUUGGCAGUGUGGCGCCUUAGGUGGAGUUGACACAUUAAGCAUCAUUAAGAUGAUAUUGAAUUUCCUUCAAUUAUCUAUCACCCAUCAACUGUCAGCAUAG
Molecule: messenger RNA, 252 nt
Organism: Clunio marinus
Lineage: Eukaryota; Metazoa; Arthropoda; Insecta; Diptera; Chironomidae
Source: the annotation of a GenBank genome assembly